GUUUGGUCUUUGUGUUCUGUUGUGGCAGCUCAUUUCCUAGUUCUUUGCAAAUUAGAAAUGUAAUGGGAUGAAAUUCCUAGGUUUUAAACCUGCUGGGCCGUUAACUGGUCGCGAAGUAUUUGUCGAGUCAUCUUUAGUUUGUGGGUGGUAUACCUUUUUAUUUCUUGGGGCACCAUUUUUGUGCUUACUCCUACUAAUGAAUUAUCCAUUAAAUUCGCCUGAGCAUUUAUCCCAUUGUACUUUUAACCCGUAUUUAUCCAGGUUUCGAAGCCUGUGCUGCCUUAGUUUGGUAAAAGUCUUGAGCUUUCUAAGGUUGUUGUGAAGCUCUGGUGUGGUGAAUUAUUAUUAUUUUUUUUGAAGAAAUGGAACACUUCGGGUUUCUGCCAAUGAUAGUUUUGGUAGGAGUAUUCCUUACCGGUUCUGUGUACUCCCGAAGUCCUGCCGUUGUGAACGUUGGUGCAAUUUUUACUCAAAAUUCGGUUAUUGGUAGAGCAGCCAAGGUGGCGAUGGAAGCAGCUGUCUCUGAUGUCAAUGCAGACCCAACAAUUCUCAAAGGGACAAAGCUGAGGUUUAUCACGGAUGAUGCAAAUUGUAGUGUCUUCUUGGGGUCCGUUGGAGCUUUUCGGUUACUUGAGAAAGGGGUAGUGGCGAUAAUUGGUCCACAGUCCUCUGCUAUAGCUCAUAUGAUUUCUGAGAUUGCUAAUGGUCUCCAAGUGCCUCUUGUUUCAUAUGCUGCCACUGAUCCAACACUUUCUGCCCUCCAAUUCCCAUUCUUCCUUCGAAAUACACAGAGUGAUGCCUUCCAAAUGGCUGCUAUGGCUGACUUAAUUGACUUUUAUGAAUGGAAAGAGGUCAUUGCCAUAUUUGUGGAUGAUGACUAUGGGAGAAAUGGGAUAUCUGCUUUAGAUGACGAACUUCACAAGAGGGCAUUGAAGAUUGCUCAGAAGUUGCCUUUGGCUAUCCAGUUUGAUCUAGACAACAUCACUGAUAUGCUUAAUAAAUCUAGAUUGCUCGGACCUCGUGUUUAUGUUGUUCAUGUUGGUCCUGACCCCAAAAUGAGAUUAUUCACCAUAGCUCAAAAACUUCAAAUGAUGACCAGCAACUAUGUAUGGCUUGCGACAGAUUGGCUUUCUGUUACCUUGGAUUCAUUCUCUCCAAUGACUGAAUCUUCACUCCAAAUACUCCAAGGGGUAGUUGGGCUUCGUCAACAUACUCCAGAGUCCAUCCGAAAGAGGGCUUUUGUGUCUCGAUGGGGAAAAAUGCUAGAUGAGGGUUUAGCAAGUUCUGAGCUAAAUACUUAUGGACUCAAUGCCUAUGACACAGUAUGGGCAGUUGCACAUUCAAUCGAUAAUUUUGUAAAAGAACACAGAAAUAUCACAUUCUCUUUUAACGAUAAGUUACUCAAAAUGAACCCGAGUAAAAUUCAGCUGAACAAGCUCAAAGUCUUUGAUGGUGGAUCUAUUCUCCUGGAGAAAUUAUUGGAGACAAGCUUCACUGGUUUAAGUGGUCAAGUACAAUUUAACCAAGAUCGGAACAUUGUAAGUGGUGGUUAUGAUGUUAUUAAUAUUGACCAGAUGGCAGUUCAUAUGGUCGGUUAUUGGUCUAAUUCCUCAGGUUUUUCAGUUUUACCCCCAGAAAAUAUUAAAAGUGAAGAAAACAGUUAUUCCCAUUUGCAUCAGAAGCUUAACAUGGUUACUUGGCCUGGUGGAAGUAUGGAAAGGCCACGUGGUUGGGAAAUUGCAGAUAAUGAGAGACCAUUGAGGAUCGGAGUGCCAAACAGAGCAAGUUUUGUUGAAUUUGCUACCAAACUGCACAACAACCUAAACAUGCAAGGCUACUGCAUUGAUUUGUUCAUUGAAGCACGGAAAUUAGUCCCAUAUGAUGUUCCUUACAGAUUCGAGCCUUUUGGGGAUGGUCACUCCAAUCCCAAUUACGACAAUCUUGUAAAGAUGGUUGCAGAUGAGGCUUGCCUAGAAGAUCUUAAUUGGCAAUUUCUGAGUGUAUGCAACGAAUACAAAUUGAUGACAUUAAACAUGUCUUUUAUACCUUGCAAAAGAGAGGAGGUGUUUGAUGCUGCUGUCGGGGACAUUGCAAUUGUGACAAACAGGACAAAGAUUGUGGAUUUUUCACAGCCAUAUGCUACUACUGGUCUUGUCAUAGUGGCUCCAGUCCGCAAUUCAAAAUCAAGUGCCUGGGUGUUUCUUAAACCAUUUACAGUGGAGAUGUGGUGUGUUACCGCAGCUUCUUUUGUAAUGAUUGCAGUAGUUAUUUGGAUUCUUGAGCAUCGAGUCAACAAUGAUUUCCGGGGCCCUCCUAAGAGGCAGCUUGUUACAAUGUUUCUGUUCAGCUUCUCGACAUUGUUUAAGACAAAUCAGGAAACUACAGUUAGCCCACUUGGACGGAUGGUGAUGGUGGUUUGGCUAUUCCUAUUAAUGGUGGUCACAGCAAGUUACACAGCAAGCUUAACUUCAAUUCUCACAGUUCAGCAGCUUUCAUCACCCAUCACAGGAAUUGAUAGCCUGGUUUCGAGUAACUGGCCUAUCGGGUAUCAAGAAGGUUCCUUUGCUUAUAGCUAUCUGACAGACAAUCUUCACAUACCUAGGUCAAGACUCAUUUCUCUGGGCUCCCCAGAAGCGUAUGAGAGAGCACUACGACUUGGGCCAACUGAUGGAGGGGUAGCAGCUAUUAUAGAUGAGCUUACAUAUGUGGAGUUAUUUCUGUCAAAGCAAACUGAAUUUGGGAUUAUUGGGCAACCUUUUACCAGGGGUGGAUGGGGAUUUGCUUUCAGGAGAGAUUCCCCACUUGCUGUUGACAUGUCUACGGCAAUCUUGAAACUUUCUGAGAAUGGAGGGCUUCAGAAACUCCGUGAGAAGUGGUUCUGUAAGAUGGGUUGUCCAGGAGAGAGGAAAAGGAAUGUUGAGCCUAACCAACUCCACUUGAUCAGCUUUUGGGGUCUAUAUUUGUUAUGUGGUAUCUUCACUCUUGGUGCCUUUGUGGUGUUUCUGCUACUUACGGUUUGCGAAUUCAUACGUUACAAAAAACUGCAGCAGUCUUCUGCUUCAUCCUCAGUUCCAUCAAAGGCUCACUGUUCUCAGGUCAUUUACAUCUUUUUGGGCUUCAUUGAUCAGAAGAAAGAAGCUAUCAAGAAAAAGUCUGCUCAGCCUGUCAAUUCUCAAGGUCAGAUUUAGCGAAUUGAUAUGUAAAUAUAUGCCUUGGGAGGGCUUCAAGGGCUAUGCCCUCUUUAUUUUUUUUUCAGAACAGGUUGAACCAGACGUAGUUUUUGUAGCGGAUUCAGUUGGCAGUGCUUUACUGAAUGCCUAAAAAUGGCCCUUUUUACAGUGUCGAUUCGGUUGAAUGGCCAAGAGCACAAGGUUGGGCCAAGAGCCCAACUUUACUGACAUAUUGCUGAGAAAGCUGGGCUGUUGAUUUUUCUA
Messenger RNA from Carya illinoinensis, 3434 nucleotides. RefSeq names its product glutamate receptor 3.7-like. The transcript has 7 exons. The record is from RefSeq and is a predicted model, not a curated record. The coding region runs from base 363 to 3188 and encodes 941 amino acids. Lineage: Eukaryota; Viridiplantae; Streptophyta; Magnoliopsida; Fagales; Juglandaceae. Gene Ontology annotation, molecular function: glutamate-gated receptor activity. Gene Ontology annotation, cellular component: plasma membrane.